GUUUCGACUCGCGGAAAUAGGCUUGUCCCUGUCCAUGUCACUGCUUGCUUUCGAAGCCUGCAAAUCAUUACCCGCCGCCUUGCUCGUUUGGAUGCAUCCUCUUGUAUUGGCCGCCCCAGUCGUCAUUGCUGGUUUGUCAUACUUUCAAGCGAUCAAGGGCCGGGAUCUAAGCACAGGUCUGCAACGCUAUCUUACGGAACACAGUGCAUUGCCUCCUUAUGACGGAUGGCCCGGAGCCGGCAAUAUUAUGCUGGCGGCGAUGGAUGUCAGCAUUGUCUCGUUGUCUGCCACGGUUGUAUCUCAAUCUUUUGCAUUUCAAGAGUUGUGCAUCACCGUCAUUUGUGCCGUCGUGAUGGUCUUCGUGGCCCUCUUUCUCGUCCCUCUUACAGCCCAAGGCAUUGGGAUGACGCCUCUUCUUAGUUUGGCCUUCACGACACGCUCUGUUACAGCAGCCAUUGGUAUCACCAUUAGCCGUAUGGUUCACUCCAAUAUGAGUAUCGCUGGUUGCAUUAUUGUCUUGACAGGCGUGAUGGGGCCUUUGCUUGGACCCGUCUUGCUCAGAUUAGCCCGUGUGUCGAAAGAUGAUCAUCUCACUAUCGGCGUCACUAUGGGAAGUAUAUCGCAUGGCAUUGCCACAGCCUAUCUUUACAAUACGAAUCGUCCCGCGGCGGCAAUGGCAAGCUUAGCAUUCACUCUGUCGGCUGUUGUUGCUGUGAUCACCGCUUCUAUUCCACCCUUGGCUACGGCUGCCCGUGUUACGGCAGGAUAUUCCCCAUAAUGCAUGAUAGAC
This is a messenger RNA of Radiomyces spectabilis, 790 nucleotides long. Its product is annotated as CidB/LrgB family. Lineage: Eukaryota; Fungi; Mucoromycota; Mucoromycetes; Mucorales; Radiomycetaceae. The transcript is spliced from 4 exons. The record is from RefSeq and is a predicted model, not a curated record. The coding region runs from base 35 to 778 and encodes 247 amino acids.